CAGCAACAACAACAACAACAACAACAACAACAAAAUGCUCGACUCCAUCCCCCUCACCCGCAGCCGCCGCAGCGACGAACUGACCCGGCUCGCGGACCAGCACCUGCAACACGACCUGUCGGCCUCCGACCGCGACGCCCUGCAAUCCGCCGCCCGCACCGUCUCCCUCUGGACGACCGUCGGCUCCGCCGUGGGCGUGGGUCUGGGACUCUACACGGCUUUCCGGCUGCGGAGCUCGCGCCGCGCCUUCUUCGAGGUCUUCCGCGCGCAGCAGAAGCCAACGAAGGUGGUGUUUGCGGAUGGGCGGACUGAAUCCAUCCCCGAUAUCACCCCGCUGCUGAAACCCACCACGUUCGGCGACUUCGCGACGUAUUUCUUUGCCUCGGCGGGCGGGUUGUUUCUGGGCGGGGAGUUGGGCUUUCUGAGUGGUGCCGCCGUCGGCAGCCGGGGGAUCACCAACGAGCCCGAGCGCCGGAAGCGCAUCGAGAAUGCCUUCCGGCGGUUCCGGGCGGAUGUGCUGAGGCGGGAGGCGGAUGCUUUGGACGGCGAUCGGAAUAUUAUUGAGAAGAUGUUUUAAUUGUUGGGAGUGUUGGAAGGGGCGUUGUUUUUUGUUUCUGGGCAUUUAAGGAGGUGUGGUUUUCUCUUUCUGGGCAUUGAAUGGGGAGAUGGUUGUCUGCGUGCACAUGCACCUCGAUACCCGGUGUGUAUUCUAGCGAAUAUUAUUGAAUCUUAUCGGAUAAGUGCAUCUCAUGCGGUGUAGCUGCAGGCCAAGUACUACACACG
This is a messenger RNA of Aspergillus brunneoviolaceus CBS 621.78, 783 nucleotides long. RefSeq lists its product as uncharacterized. The transcript is spliced from 3 exons. The coding region runs from base 35 to 577 and encodes 180 amino acids. NCBI's taxonomy places the organism in Eukaryota, Fungi, Ascomycota, Eurotiomycetes, Eurotiales, Aspergillaceae. The record is from RefSeq and is a predicted model, not a curated record.